Aspergillus alliaceus is the source of this 570-nucleotide messenger RNA. RefSeq names its product dihydrodipicolinate synthase family protein. The record is from RefSeq and is a predicted model, not a curated record. NCBI's taxonomy places the organism in Eukaryota, Fungi, Ascomycota, Eurotiomycetes, Eurotiales, Aspergillaceae. Gene Ontology annotation, molecular function: 4-hydroxy-tetrahydrodipicolinate synthase activity. The coding region runs from base 1 to 570 and encodes 189 amino acids. The transcript has 3 exons.
AUGUCAUCCGCACAGCCACCCCGCUAUGGAGUUUACUCUCCCAUGGUGACUUUCUUUAACGAGGACGAGAGCGUCGAGUAUAAAAGUAUCACUCAGCAUGUGGAGCGACGACUUUCUAGCGGAGUAGCUGGCGUUGUCAUGCACGGCAGUAAUGGAGAGGCCAUUCAUCUUUUGCGCGAAGAACUGGCGCAAAUUAUCUGCCAUUGCAGUAUUAUUGCAGGAUGCAGCGCCAGCAGCGUACAUGAGACAUUGGUAAACAUCACAGAAGCACAAGAGGCAGGGGCUGGUUAUGCUCUUGUCUUGCGUCCUCAAAUCGUCGGCGCAAAGCUGACUUGCGGCGAUCUAGGUAAAUUGCAACGUCUUUCUGCAUCGCUCCCUACCACCAAAUUUGGCCCCUUCGCUAGAAAGGCGGACUUCUUGCUCCCCGGUUUGAUCGUGGGCUCCAACGGCAUCGUUUCUGCUCUGGCAAACCUUGUUCCGAAGCUACACAUAGAGGCUGCCAGACUGUACAAAGCUGGGAAACUUCAGGGAGCACAAGAGAUCCAAUGGAAGCUAUCCGUCGCCGACUAG